Messenger RNA from Notolabrus celidotus (New Zealand spotty), 2172 nucleotides. Its product is annotated as nuclear factor interleukin-3-regulated protein-like. The coding region runs from base 249 to 1487 and encodes 412 amino acids. The record is from RefSeq and is a predicted model, not a curated record. Gene Ontology annotation, molecular function: DNA binding; DNA-binding transcription factor activity. The transcript is spliced from 2 exons. NCBI's taxonomy places the organism in Eukaryota, Metazoa, Chordata, Actinopteri, Labriformes, Labridae. Gene Ontology annotation, cellular component: nucleus. Gene Ontology annotation, biological process: regulation of DNA-templated transcription; circadian rhythm.
GUGGAGGGGGUCAGCCGGGGUGAUGAUCCAACCCCGACUGAACCGAUGAGCGGGCCCAGACACGACAGAGAGAUGCGGAGCUUCUGAGGAGCAGAAACGUCCAGACAUCUUGUGGAGCAGCACGUCGUCUUCUCUCUUUAUCUCAGGACAGAACAAUCAAAGCUCUCGGCUGCGGUUUCAUCUGUGGCGGAAUUACUGCAUACUUCACCUGUCACAGCUCCCUGAAGUGUCUCCCUGAGUGUUUGAAAAUGACAGCUCAGACUGCAGGAGGCAUGAUUCAGGGCCUUGCUGUGCCCUCGCUGCUUGACUCCAGUUCCCCAACGGAAGGACUGGAGUCCAGGCAUCUGGGAGAAGUCGGGUCCUUCAGUGAUGAGGCUGUUUCCAUCCUGACCUCCACAAGCCAGCUGGCCCGAACCCUCCUGGGUCACACCUUUGCCCUGAAAAGUAAAGACAGCCUUUCCAACAUAGAGGCUAAGUCUGGUAUCUGCAAUGAGGACAGCGGCAUCAGUUCACGUGGCAAACGAGAGUUAACCUCUGAUGAGAAGAAAGAUGAGGGAUACUGGGACAAGAGGAGGAAAAACAACGAGGCAGCCAAGCGAUCCAGAGAGAAACGGAGAGCCAAUGACAUGGUGCUGGAAACUCGAGUUCUGGGUCUACUGGAGGAGAACGCCCGUCUGAGGGCCGAGUUGUUGGCUCUGAAGUUUCGUUUUGGCCUGGUCAAAGAGUCAUCUAAUAUGUCCGUUCUGCCUCUUUCUUCACCCCUCCGUGCAACAGUCAAUACAACACACUUCUACCAGCCUCCAAAUAAUGGAUUAUCAAGCCCUACCACACAGCCCAGUGCCAACACCAACAGCAUCCACCCUCACCCUUUACAGCAGGGAGCCAUGCAUGGCCCAAGGAGAGCUGGACCUCCGUCAAAUCAAAGUGUAUCUGAGUUUGGCGUCUCAACCUCAUGUCCCUCAAACAUUGGCGCCCACUCUAUGUUUUUGGAUGACUCAAUGGGUGAGCAUGGUGGGCCUUCUGCGAGGGAGCAGGUAGCGGGACAACAGUGCCAUGACACCAACAUCCUUUCCCUGGAAGUCAGAGAGAGUCACUAUGUAAAUAAACAAGAGUCACCUGAGUGUCUGAGAAGCCUCCCACACAAGCUCCGUUUCAAAGGCCCAGGGGGGGACUUAUCUCCAUCCUCUGAUAGUAGACAAACUGGACCACCCAUAGCCACAGUGGGGCCAAACAUCCAGGAGAGGUGCCACCAGCAGGUGGGCUGGGUCAGUCCGACAGAGAGCCUGACUUCAUGGUCUAGGGAGGAGACCUCUGGUGGUCCUGGGCUGCAGUAUCAGAGCUCUGGAUCUUAUAACACUGUGCAGAACUCCGGGGACACCAAUCUUUUAACAGAGGACAACAAUCUUAGAUCUCAGAUCAGCUGUUUGUCACAGGAAGUGGCUCAACUCAAGAAGCUCUUCUCCCAGCAGAUGUUCACCAGGCCCUAAGAUCCUGAGCACAACAGGAUGAAAUCCACAUUAAAGGCAGAUUUCACACUACAUCUAUCCAAACAAAGAUUCUUACAGACUGCACAGUCUCACAGGACAGUUCAGCACCAGUGUAAAUAGCUACCUCUAAAGUGACAAACCUGUUUCACUGAGCCUGUUAUUUCAGCAUAACGUUACUAAAACACCAGCACACCAACACAGAUGUACUCAGGGUGACUUAUGUGUAAGUCUUGUAUGUUGAAUUUCACAAGUUUAAACAGACCCUCUAUGAUGCUGAAAUCUCACAAACACUGGAGUGCCAUUUUAGGGAUUCAACUCACAUCAGCACCACAGUGUCACCAUAUUCACUGAUGUUGAAAAUGCCAUUCUUGUCUUCUUGGCACAAUACACAAAUUGUUGGCCUUUCAACACAAACACUUUAUAAAAAUGUUACCUUGGUUAGAUUUACAGUGGAGAAAAGAAGCACACAUAUAAGCUUUCCAUGAAAAACUGAAGUGUUAAGAAUGACCUUAGAGUUUAAGGAAUGAUCUCUAUGUGUUACUGUAUCUGUUGUUUACUGUAUCUGUAUCUGGUUUACCUAAGCCAUCAAAGCAAGCAAUAUACUUGCAUAUGUGUUGUUGUUUUUGUUGUCCAAAAUGAAAAUUGAGGUAAACUGUAUUUGGAAAUAAAAUCAUAUUUUAUUGUG